This is a messenger RNA of Pseudonaja textilis, 564 nucleotides long. NCBI's taxonomy places the organism in Eukaryota, Metazoa, Chordata, Lepidosauria, Squamata, Elapidae. The record is from RefSeq and is a predicted model, not a curated record.
UGCGUUUUAUGGGGAGACCGAGUCGUCAUACCAACUAAACUACAAAAAAAAGUCCUUCAAAUGUUACACGAUGGACACCCGGGCAUCAUGCGUAUGAAAGCACUGGCAAGAAGCUACGCCUGGUGGCCAGAUAUGGACAAACAAAUUGAAUCCUGGGUUGCCUCCUGUAACAGAUGCCAGGAAAACCACUCAGCCCCACCAAAAGCUCCACCAGCAGAAUGGGAAACACCCAGAGGUCCCUGGUCGCGCAUUCAUAUUGACUUUGUGGGACCUACUAAAGGACACACUUUCCUAAUAACUGUAGAUGCGUAUUCUAACUGGCUCAAGGUCAAUAAAAUGAAAACAACCACUACAGAGGCAGUCAUCAAGAAAUUAAACAGACUCUUUGCCACACACGGCCUACCCGAUGUCCUGGUUUCUGAUAAUUGGCCCCAAUUUACUGCUUUAGCCUUCGAACAAUACCUAGCUGAACAGGGCAUCCGACAUGCACUCACAUCGCCGGCUCAUCCAGCGGUGAAUGGUAGGGCUGAACGAAUAGUUCAGUUCACAAAGAAAACCCUACAG